AGCAUAUCCUACCCGCCGCCGUCGCAUUUGUCGGUUUCCAAAAUAUAACUUUCAUCGACCGCCGGUUCCUGACAAUUUCGGGAAAAUGCCAAGCAAGAAUAACAAGCGGAAGAGACCGGAGCGGCCAACGAUUCACCCGCGAAACAAGUACGCCGACAGUCCUCCGGACUUCGCUCUCCUGGCGUCCCUCUACCCUUCUUUCGAGCCUUUCGUUUUCUACUCACGCGACGGUCACCCUAGAAUCGACUGGACCGACUUCAACGCCACUAGGGAGCUUACCCGGGUCUUGCUCCUCCACGACCACAGCCUCAAUUGGUGGAUCCCUGAUGGGCAGCUAUGCCCCACUGUGCCCAACAGAUCAAACUACAUUCAUUGGAUUGAAGAUCUUCUGUCUUCUGAGAUCAUUCCAAAAAAUCAGACUCUUGGAGAUUUAGUUAGAGGGUUUGAUAUAGGCACCGGAGCAAACUGCAUUUACCCACUGCUUGGCUCCUCCCUUCUGGGUUGGAGUUUCGUCGGUUCAGAUAUUACUGAUGUUGCAUUAGAGUGGGCUGAGAGAAACGUCAACAAAAAUCCACACGUGUCUCAACUCAUUGAGAUUAGAAAGGUUACAGUCCAUGGAGUUGAGCUGCCUGCUAAAGAGUUGUCUGAUGCUCUUGCAGUAGAUCAUGAAAGCAGUGAGGUUGCAGGUGGCCGUUAUUGUGGGCCGCCUAUACUUCUUGGGGUAGUCAGAGAGGGUGAGAAGUUUGAUUUCUGCAUGUGCAAUCCUCCUUUCUUUGAGAGCACUGAGGAAGCAGGACUUAAUCCAAAAACUUCUUGCGGAGGUACUCCCGAGGAGAUGGUCUGCCCUGGUGGAGAACAAGCUUUCAUUACUCGUAUGAUUGAAGAUAGUGUUGUCUUGAAGGAAUCGUUUAGGUGGUACACUUCAAUGAUUGGCAGGAAAAUAAACCUCAAGUUCCUAACUUCAAAGCUGCGGGAUGUUGGAGUGACCAUAGUGAAGACUACCGAGUUUGUACAAGGCCAAACGUGUAGAUGGGGAUUGGCUUGGUCUUUUCUGCCACCAACUAAGAAGAUAUUACCGCCUGCUGCAGUCCAGAGAACCAAUAUUAGCUUCAUGCUUGAGGUUUGGAUGACUGUUGCUUUCUACCUGUGGUCUUUUUGAGUGUUUCCUACUUAUGGUUUGAUUCUACUGUCUCCCAGAGGGUUGAUCGCCAAUUCAGUGCCAUGCAUAUAUUACAAUCAAUCGAGCCGUUAUUUCAGACCAACGGUGCAUCCUGUAAAUUGAAUGCCUCGUCAUUUACUGUUGAUAUCACUGCACCAAGGCUUCACUGUGAAGACCUCAUGAAGUAUGAUGCAAAAUGCAUUGAAAAACCGAUGGAGAGCAAACCGGUGGAGAAGGCUUCAGACAAUAUGAGUUUUCAAAUUUCAAUUUUUCAGCAGCAGCCAGGCACCUUGUUGGUGAAAGCAUCACUACAAAACAAAGAUUGUCCAUUUUCAGGAAUGUUCUCUUCGGUGAUCCAUAAGUUGGAGGAAAUUAUGAGGCAGAGAUUUUGUAAAGCAAGGGACUUACCUAGAUGAAGGACGCCCUUGGAGUUUCCAUUGAAGAACAGCAUGCUGAUAUGGUCAUUAAGAUAAGGCGAGAGGUGAUAAGCAGCCAUCUUAAUCAAGUUUGAAAUGUCCAUAGAAGUGGAUUUCCCAUAAGAAUUCCCAUUGUAUCAAUAGGUCGGUCUCAUGGGUUUUAUGUUGCUCAUAGAUACCUGGCUGUAAACUUCAGGAGUUUGGUUUAUCAGUUACCACUUACCAGAUUAAAAUGAAUGUUCAGUGUAGCCAAGUAACCUUUUAGAAUAUUUUUUUUCCUCCGAUUGAGAAAAAUGAUUCUGUUUUUGUGCGGCUAAGAAGGACAUCAAAAUUAUCAAUCGAUGGGAUGUCAAUUGUCUGCACCAAUCAUGAGAUGCCGAGUGGCCUAGUGCUGUCUCAUCCUUCCCGGUUGGGGCUCAAGAUAGGGUGCAUAACCAUGCACCCAUCAAUAACCAAAUCUGGACUCUUCAUUU
Molecule: messenger RNA, 2048 nt
Organism: Linum tenue
Lineage: Eukaryota; Viridiplantae; Streptophyta; Magnoliopsida; Malpighiales; Linaceae
Source: the annotation of a GenBank genome assembly